AUGGGCAUCAACUGGUCUCUCGAGUGCUGCAACGACAAGCAACUGCUGUCCAUUUUCCUCAUCAUCUGCUACGCCGUCGUCAUCUUCAAAUUAUGGCGCGUGUCCAUCCUCCACCCGUUCAAGAUCCUGACCGUGUUUCUGCACGAAUUGGGACAUGCUACAGCUGCGUGGCUCACCUGUGGCAGUGUCAAAGGGAUGGAGGUGCAUCCGGAUGAAGGAGGUGUGACCAAGACUGUCGGUGGACUGCGGUGGGUCAUUCUGCCAGCGGGGUACUUGGGAUCAGCAAUGUGGGGCAUGGCGCUGACGAUCGCAAGUGCCGACAAAACGGCAUCAGAAGUGGCAGCAGGUGUCCUCAUUUUCUUCCUGCUGGUCUUCAUCGUGUACGCAAACAAUGGGUACCUGCGGAUUCUGAAUUUCUCCUUCAUCGUGCUACUUGCGGGCUUGUUGGCACUAAACAUUGGCACGACGUUCGACGCCUUGCAGUACGUGACGCUCUUCCUGGGCGUUAUGAGCUGUCUCUUUUCAGUGUAUGAUAUUUGGGACGACCUCAUCUCGCGCCGCGUGAACGAGAGCGACGCGUCGGUCUUCGCUAAAAUGACGCACACGUCAAGUCGUUGCUGGGGGCUUAUUUGGGGUCUCAUCGCGCUCGUCUCGCUUGUUGCUGCGGUGUACUUCAACUUGCUUGUUGCAGAGAGUUCGGGCGAGUCACUGACGACAAUCUCGGAUGCUUCCACGGGCACGAAAAUUGCGUUGGCUUUUGCUGUCGUAAUUGUGGUCCUCGCUGUAGUUCACACAGGCUUCACCCGGAGAUGUAUGUUGCGGAAGCGCGUGGGAUUCCGCAGCUACUUCUCGGUCGCAUAA
Messenger RNA from Peronospora matthiolae, 861 nucleotides. Lineage: Eukaryota; Oomycota; Peronosporomycetes; Peronosporales; Peronosporaceae. The record is from the annotation of a GenBank genome assembly.